AUGGCGCCAGUACCCCGCUUGGCCGCUAGCCUGAAUUUGCUGCAGCCUUCCUCCACCAGCGCCGUGCAGCCGGGGAUCAACUUCGAGACGCAACCCUGGAAAUCAUCAAGAAUGUCGCCCAUGAAUAAACAGAGUAACUACAGUAGUAGUAAUUGUGGCGAGGACGUUGCUGCCCAGGUCAAUGUCCUUGCCUCAUGCUACAUCGUUGGUACCGCGGCCCAGCUCAAGGGCCUCCACUACUGCACUACCGGGGGGCGGAGUGGUAUUCCUGAGGUCCCUACCUCAGGACUCCCAUCCCCACCAACAAGCCCCCCCCUCGCCGCCAUAACCUCAUCCAACGAACUCGCCCUCUUGCCCAAGCAAAACAAGAGGCGCGACAUCCCAGGCGGCCGCCGCCGGGAUCGGCGAGGGGGGGCAGCACUCGUAAUCAGGGAAGAAUGUGAGAGAUUCUUUUGCGAGCCCAUGAAGACAGCAUUCCGCGGUGAGAGGAACCUGUCGAUGCAUGGCUCCGGCCUGAGCGGUGCUUAUUUGCAAACGCCACCACCAGAGAACCAGCUGCGCGCCCGUGCCGACCGCAGUGACGGCGCCUUCUCUGAGUCGGACAACCAUUUCUUUGCCAGCGACGACGCUGCGCCGAAAGGCGGCUUCGAAGUCGACGCCUGGAUGGAGGUAUGGGACUAUGGCGGUGGCGCCAGCUUCCGCGCCUUCCUGGCCAGCAAGGACGGCAGAGAGAAGUCUCUGUUCGUCUUUUUUGACCUCCAAGGCGUCGCGGGGCGCGAUUUGAAGAAGGCCUUGAUGGCGCUCAUCGAGCUCGCCGACGGCCCGCUCGGCUGCGUCAGCAUCGUGACAUGCAUGGAUCGUCGCAUGCCCGUCGACGAAGCCCUCGAGCUAACCAAGAGCCUCCAGUGGGUCGGUUUCGAGAUGACGACCCUCGACCACUGGGCCAACGACGUCGACGUCACAAGCCACCAGUGGCUUUUCAUGGGCAUGGAGCUCUAG
This is a messenger RNA of Cordyceps militaris CM01, 999 nucleotides long. Its product is annotated as ornithine decarboxylase antizyme. Gene Ontology annotation, biological process: positive regulation of protein catabolic process. Bases 1 to 999 code for a protein of 332 amino acids. The transcript is spliced from 3 exons. Gene Ontology annotation, molecular function: ornithine decarboxylase inhibitor activity. Gene Ontology annotation, cellular component: nucleus; cytoplasm. The record is from RefSeq and is a predicted model, not a curated record. Lineage: Eukaryota; Fungi; Ascomycota; Sordariomycetes; Hypocreales; Cordycipitaceae.